ACAGUCCACAGCCUCUGGUUUUCCUCCCAAGACUUUUGGCACUCGCUUUCUUUACAUCUAUAUAACCAAACUCUUCCUUCCCAUUUGCUUCAUCAUCUUAUUUCUUACAGUUCUAGUCUCAAACUCCACAAGCAAGAGUGUCCAAUUUCUAGCUCUAAGCAAAACAAACAGCAGAUAGUAAUUAGUACAACAUGAGUUCAGCAAGCAAAGCUUGGAUGGUAGCAGCAACCAUUGGAGCUGUCGAGGCGUUGAAAGACCAUGGCAUUUGUAGGUGGAAUUAUGCCUUAAGGUCUUUCCACCAACACGCCAAGACCCAUGUCAGGUCAAUCUCUCAGGCUAAGAACCUCUCUUCUUCUUCUUCUUCUUCUUCUUCUUCUGCCAUGUGCUCAAGCAAGCUCAGGGAAGACAAAUCAAAGCAAUCAGAAGAAUCCUUAAGAAAAGUCAUGUACUUGAGUUGUUGGGGUCCUAAUUAAUAUAGAAUAUUGAUGUAAAUUUCAAUGAUUAUAUAGUUGAUGUUAUCAAAUUCAAGUCUCGAGACUAGUGAUUUGGAUCAAUCUUCUUUCUUUUAUUUA
Jatropha curcas is the source of this 572-nucleotide messenger RNA. RefSeq lists its product as uncharacterized. The record is from RefSeq and is a predicted model, not a curated record. Lineage: Eukaryota; Viridiplantae; Streptophyta; Magnoliopsida; Malpighiales; Euphorbiaceae.